This is a messenger RNA of Phytophthora nicotianae INRA-310, 3240 nucleotides long. RefSeq lists its product as hypothetical. NCBI's taxonomy places the organism in Eukaryota, Oomycota, Peronosporomycetes, Peronosporales, Peronosporaceae. The record is from RefSeq and is a predicted model, not a curated record. Gene Ontology annotation, cellular component: cytosol; nuclear envelope. Gene Ontology annotation, biological process: protein import into nucleus. Gene Ontology annotation, molecular function: small GTPase binding. Bases 69 to 3161 code for a protein of 1030 amino acids. The transcript is spliced from 2 exons.
AUCCGUAGCUCGUCAAUCAGACCCAAAGCAGCAGAGUCACCGCUAAGCUCUCUCUAUACACAGCAACGAUGGACGUGGCGAGCCUACACAACAUCCUGCUGCAUACGUUCAGCAAUGACGAGGCCGCGCGUAAGGCCGCCGAGGAGGCCGUCGCGGGUCUGCACACCGUUCCUGGCUCCGUGCAGCUGCUCAUCCAGAUCACCGUCGAGGCCAGCGUGACGCGCGAGAUCCGCCAGGCCGCUGCCGUGUCGCUCAAGAACCUUGUGCAAAAGUACUGGGAGGGCGCUGACGGCCCCGAAGGUCAAUGGAUGCAGGUUAUUAGCCCCGCCGACAAGGCGCUGGGUCGCCAGAACGGCCUCGAGGCGCUCCUGGUGUCACAAGACUCAAGCAUCCGCUCGCUACUGGCCGAGACCGUCGCUUACAUUGCGCGCUUCGACUUCCCGGACUCGUGGCCGACGCUGAUCGACGACAUCUGCAAGAACGUCCAGAGCGGCGAUGCCAACCGCAUCAUCAACGCACUGCUGGCGCUGCGUCGCGUGGUCAAGAACUUCGAGUACCGCUCGGAGGACCGUCUGGCCCCGCUCUUUAAGCUCGUGGAGGUGGUCUUCCCCAUGCUGCAGAACAUGAUGGUGCAGAUGCAGACCAACAACUCAAUCGAGGCUGCGCACAUGAUGCACCUGAUCCUCAAGACUUACUGGUCGUGCGUCAAGACCAAUUUGCCGCCGCACAUCGCGCAGACCGAACAGGUCGUGGCCUGGAUGAACAUUUUCCGCUUGGUCAUCGCCAAGCCGCUGCCCGAAGCCAGCGAAGGUGGCGAACCCGCUGGUCAGCCAACGGACGAGGAGGACCGUGGCAACUGGCCUUGGUGGAAGCUCAAAAAGUGGGCGUUGCAGAUUCUUUGCCGCUUCUACACGCGUUACGGUAACCCCAAGAAGGCCGAGGAGGAGUAUCUGCAGAUGUCCACGGUAUUCCGUAACCAGAUCGCUCCGGAGCUCCUGCCGUGUGUGAUGGAGACGCUCGCGUUGCGUAAGAACGGACGAUUCUGCACGGAUCGCGUGGUGCAGCUCGCUCUCGUGUUCCUACAGGAGGCUGUGGACUCAGCUGUGACGUACAAGCUCAUUAAGCCGCACCUUGGCUUCCUGUUGUUCGAGGUGAUCCACCCCGUGCUGUGUCUGACUCCUAAGGACUUGCAGCUGUGGGCUGAGGACCCGCACGAGUUCGUACGCAAGACCAACGACGUGUUCGAGGACUUUUUGGACCCCGUUUACGCCGCUUCCAACCUGCUCGCUGACUUGUGCACCAAGCGUGGCAAGGACUGCUUGCCGAACGUCUUGUCUUUCUACAACAACAUCCUGAACACGUACUUGGCUACUCCGGAUGACAAGAAGGACUACAUCCAGAAGGAUGCUGCCUUGCACGCUCUCUUCUCGCUGGACGGCGUGCUGACCAAGUCGAAGGCCCACAAGGACCAAGUGGAGUCGAUGAUUAUUACUCACAUCCUGCCAGAGUUCAAGAACCCGCACGGUUUCCUGCGUCUGCGUGCGUGCAAGAUCUUCUCUCGCAAGUACAUUGAAGGCAUCAAGUUCAAGGACGAGCAGACCCUGAUCAACAUCGUCAACGGCAUGCUGGACGCCAUGUUCGACCCGGAACUGCCCGUGCGUAUCGAGGCUGCCAAGACGAUUCGCUUUGUCGUCAUGUACCCGCACUCGGACACCGUGGUGGAGGUGCUGCGUCCUCGCCUGCCUCAGAUUUUGGAGCAGUUCUUCAGCCUGAUGGACGAGAUCGGCAACGACGAAGUUGUGGUCGCACUUGAGCACAUUAUCGACCGAUUCUCCUCGGAAAUUGGUCCGUUUUCCGUGCAGCUGGUCGCCAAGUUCGUGGAAUUCUUCGGUCAGUUCACUGCUGUCGCCGAGGAGGACGAAGAUGCCUCGCUUGCUGCUGUAUCGUGUCUGGAUGCCAUCAACACGAUCCUCAUGAGCAUCCACAACCACCCGGAGCUGUACGCUCUGUUGGUUCCUACGCUUGCGCCGGUUAUCCACAAGAUUCUCACAGACUUCGACUACGUCGAGUACAUGGAGAGCGGCAUCGAUAUCCUGGGCUCGCUGGCCUUUUACAGCCAUAAAAUCGCCCCGGAGCUGUGGUCGCUGUUCCCUCUUAUCUUCGCGAGCUUCAACGACUGGGCGUCGGACUACUUGACAAACUUCGUGCCGGUUAUCGACAACUUUGUUGGCCGCGACAUCGACGGCUUCUUGGCUGGUUCGUGCACGAACCCUGCUACUGGAGCCAGCGUCCGGUACCUUGAGCUCGUCUUCAACAUGGCCAAGACCGUCUUCGAGAGCACGAACGUGCAGGAGAUCGACCUGUGCGCUGCCUGCCGUCUGCUCUACUCUCUGCUGCACAACCUGUUCGGCAAGGUGGACGAGUGCAUUCCCCCCAUUACGUUGAUGGUGUGCAACAAGCUGGCUGAGCCUCUUGUGGACUCCACGGCGCGCAACCUGCUGGGUGUUUUCGGUAGUCUGCUGCACUACAAUCCGGCACUGACGCUGGAUGCCUUGAAUCAACUGGGCGCUGCUGAUGGCGUGUUGAAGAUCUGGCUGAGCGACCUGUCUCGCUACGACAACUACCUGGACCGCAAGCUGUUCAUCCUUGGUGCCAUGUCCAUCUUGCGUGCUCCGGCCGACAAGAUCCCGGCAGCUCUGCGUCCGCACCUUAAGCAGCUGAUCCAGGCUGCUAUGAAGGUACUGGCCGAGUCCAUUCAGAACCCGGCUCCGGGUAUCAUUGACGGCGGUGAAGAGGCCGAGGAAGGUGAGGAGACUGAACAGCUCGAGGAGCUGCUGGAGAACGGCGGAUACGCCUCGAACGAGGACGCCGAGGACGUGGUGGACGACCAGUACUACGCCAUCCUGCGCCAGCUGCGUGAGGAGGCUGAGGGUCAGUUCGGCUACGAUGACGAGGGUGACGAGGACUACAUCAGUCUGCUGGACGAGGUGGACGAGGUAGAAUUCUUCCUUAACUCGCUGCAGGGCUUCGCUCAGACUCACGCCCAGGAGUACCAGGCUCUGGGUCUGGAGGCUGAUGCCACGACCCAGCAGGCUCUUGUACUAUUCCAGGCCGAGCACGCUAAGAGGAAGGAGGCGCAGGCCCAGAAGGCCCAGCAGUAAAGUCGAGAUAGAAGGGCAAAAGCUGGAGAAGAGAGGGAGAGUGAUAUGGUUUUUUAACAUACAUUUUUUGUUCAAAACA